UUCUGGAGGGACGUCAGACGGCGUGGAGUGCUGACGUAAUGACGCGGGCUGUUAAUCUAAUUAUGUUCUAUAACAUGUAAAACGGAAACAUGACAGGAGUAUUCUAAAAGCGACUCAUGUAAACACCUUAAUCACAUUAUUAUCUUACUCAGAUUAAGGUCAAUAAUUAGAUUACUGCUGUCCAAGUAAACAUAGCUACUGAUGGAACUGUGCAAUAAUGUGAAUACUGGGCUAUGAAAUAUUGUUUGGUGGGCAACACUUUUAUGAAUGUGUAUAUAUGUCAGGUUGGCAGGUAGUUUAACUUUUUGUUUUAAGCCAUUAAUGCUUGCUGAGUCCAAGAAAACUAUUUUCUGAAAGGAAAAUAAAGUAUUUCUUUUCUUUGCUUCGUUUUUUUUUUCUUUUCUUUUCUUUUCAGGUGUUUUGAAUAGUCUGUUUUACAUGUCCUGACUGAAUGUACUGUGCAAAUGAUAAAUAAACUUGACGUGAUUUGGCCCUCAUUCCUCUUAUUCUAAUACACUAUUUUGACAUACAAAUAAGUAUUUGCCUGUAACCACAUUUUCAGCAGUGUGGUAUGUGUCCAUGUUUUAGGUUUAUCACAGGGAAAGGCCACAACCAAAUCCACAAACAAGGGAUUGUCCAGAUAGUAUGUCUGUUAGGCUAUAUAUGCAUCACUCUGCUCACCUGUUUCAUAGCAUCAAGCUGUAAGCCAAAGAUUGUCAGAAUUUCAACAAUCAAGAGUGUCCAGGUGUCCAGAUUACGUAAUUGUGGCUUCAGGUUCGGGUCAAAAUAUGGCUACAGAAGGGUACAAGAUCUUCAAUGACUCUGUUCAUGGCCAUAUAAAGAUGCAUCCGCUGCUGGUGGACAUCAUUGACACACCAGAGUUUCAACGCCUGAGGAACAUCAAGCAGAUGGGAGGAAUCUAUCGUGUCUUUCCAGGAGCUUCUCACAACCGCUUUGAGCACUCCCUCGGUGUGGGUCAUCUGGCAGGGGAACUCGUACGAAGUCUGAAAGCUCAACAACCAGAAAUAACUAGUAUUGAUAUGUUCUGUGUUCAGAUUGCAGGGUUGUGUCAUGACCUGGGUCAUGGCCCGUUCUCACAUUUAUUUGAAGAAUUUGUGAAGGAGCUAGCAGAGAGAAUGAAGGUUUCAGAAACAAGAGAAAGAGAAACUAAAAAAGCUUUAAAAAACUGGAAGCAUGAAGAACAAUCAGGCAAAAUGUUUGACCAGCUGAUGGAAAAUGGCAUUAAGGAGAAGAUGAAGAAUGGACAUUAUAAAGAUGAACAUAAUGAAGGCUUAGAAUUUCAAGACAAAGACUUCGAGUUCAUCCAUGAGCUUAUUGAAGGAACACGACCUUCUACUGACUCACUCAACAGAGAAAGAUAUGAGAGAAAGUCCUACUUGUAUGAGAUUGUGGCCAAUAAAGAGACAGGUAUUGAUGUUGACAAAAUGGAUUAUUUCAGUAGAGAUUGUCACCAUGUGGGGAUGAAAAGCAACUUCUCACAUGAGCGCUAUGUGAUGUUCGCACGAGUUUGCACCAAUAAGAAAAAUGAAAAGCACAUCUGCACAAGAGAUAAGGAAGCGAUAAACAUGUACGAACUCUUCCAUAAUCGAUACCUGCUUCACUACAACGUCUGCCAGCACAGGGUUAAGGUGGCAAUAGAAACAAUGAUUGUUGAUGCGCUUUUGGAAGCUGAAGGUCACUUUAAGCUGGGUGACAAGACAAUCUCUGAGGCAGUUAUGGACCCUAAAACAUACCUGAAACUCACAGAUGACAUUCUUCAGGAAAUCAUGCGGUCAACAGACAACAGUCUCAAAACAGCAAGGAAAAUCAUUAGGAGAAUUGACAAACGCAAGAUUUACAAGUUUGUCGGUGGCAAAAUAUUCCAGAAAAAGGAUGUGGAACAUUUGGACAGUGCUGAAAAGUGGAAAGCAGUGGUAAAGAAGUGGCUGGAGCUUAUUCAAAAAGGCUCAACAAGACCUUGUAAGUGCAAGUGCAAGAAAUGGCAGGAGUGGAUCGAGAAGAAAAAAAUCAGUGAAACCAAAUUUUUUGUCAAACCUGUCAGAUUGAAUUAUGGAAAGGACGACAAAGAUCCAAUCAAAUCUCUCGAAUUCUACAGGAAGAACAAGCCACACAAAUCAGUGAAACUGACUGAUGAGGUUUCAUUCAUUCUGCCCAUAGUCUUUACCGAAAUCAAGGUCAUGCUAUUCUACAACGGUAAUGGAAAGCUUCCAAAAAACCCACCCAUCAGAGAAUUCUGGGAGUUAGUGGAGAGGGAUGCUGUACAGGAAGACUCAAGUGAUGAAUCAUGUGAGGAUUCCAGUGAGGAAUCGAGUGAAGAUUCAAGUGAUGAUGAGUAGCAGGAAGAAGUCUACUCUAUAAUGCUGGUGAAAAAAUGUGAGGUGAAAAAAGAGUUUAUUUUGACUUGGCUAAUGUGGAGAAAAUAAACUCACUUGUGCAUGGUGGUUGCAGGAAUAUUGAUCUAAAAUUCAUAUAGUGUGUAUUUGAUUUUCUGUACAUGUAGGGUAGGUUUCUUUUGGGGAUUUUCUGUAACUUUUGAUGUAGUUGACAUUGUGAAUGAUUUUGGUACUUCACACAUUUUGGUACAUGGUUUAUCAUAAAAGAAUGAUUAAGAAUAACUUAGUAAUGAUUGUGUUAGUACAUUAAGAGGGUUACAAGUCAAAGCUAUAAAACUAAGCAUGUUUUAUUCUGUUAUCUCAAUUUUAUAGCUAUGUUUCAACUUUUAUUUCAUGUACUUAUUUUAGGGGAUUGUGGCAUCUGAAUUACAUAUUAGCAUAAGUAAUAUAAUCAUGUUUCGCUUAUAAGUCACAUGCUAUGGUUUGAUCUGUUUUUUGGUUGUUGUUUUUUUUUGGGGGUGGGGCAUUUUUUGUUUUAGAUUUUAGCAUAUACAAAGUUAAACGAAAUAUAAAGUUUAAGACACCGGUGAUUGGCUGUGUGAUGAAAGAAUUGUGUGAUUAAAAAAAUAUCUUAA
Molecule: messenger RNA, 2989 nt
Organism: Ictalurus furcatus (blue catfish)
Lineage: Eukaryota; Metazoa; Chordata; Actinopteri; Siluriformes; Ictaluridae
Product: deoxynucleoside triphosphate triphosphohydrolase SAMHD1-like
Exons: 17
Coding region: 789-2357 (522 amino acids)
Biological process (GO): regulation of innate immune response; dGTP catabolic process; defense response to virus
Cellular component (GO): nucleus
Molecular function (GO): dGTPase activity
Source: RefSeq, a predicted model, not a curated record